GGGACGGAAUAGGAGGCAACAUCCUGUAGAGGAAGUGGCGUCCUUUUCGAGGAGCAACUAUAAGUAGCUGGGGCAAAGGAGGAGAAAUAUUACAUGAAAGGGAAUUGGGUUCUUCGUUGAAUAUGUGAUUCGGUGCAAUGCGAUUCUUGUGGUGUAAUUAACAUUCUACUGUGGUUGUUUGAACAAAAUAUGUAUUGAGAGCAGUGCAGCCCUGCCGACGGCGCAAUGUCGGGCAUAAACUGACAUCACCUCGCAUUCCGGUGACUCAUUCUUGUCAAACCAACUUCAUCAUCAUCAUACAAGUCCAAAACAGCCUUCCGCGUGGGGCUUCACCGGGCGCGGCGGAAUGUCUCUCUCGCGCGUCUGCUUCGUGCUGCUGGUCGCGUCGCACUCAGCCGCUGAGGCAGCGGGCUGGGCCAAGACGCCCGAGGGCCUGGCGGCGGGCGUGGUCAUGGGCGUGGCGAAAGGGCCGAGGCAGACUGAAGGAGACGCCCCUUGGCCUGCCAGCAAGGCGAACCAAGAGGAGAAGCGCUUUGCAAGAGGGAGCCACUCCUUCCGGGACAAACGGCAGGCGUCCCGCAGGAGGCCUAGGCCAUGCUGUGGGAGCGUGACCCCGCAGAAGGAAUCGGUGCCAACCCGAACCUGCUGA
Penaeus vannamei (Pacific white shrimp) is the source of this 649-nucleotide messenger RNA. The record is from RefSeq and is a predicted model, not a curated record. NCBI's taxonomy places the organism in Eukaryota, Metazoa, Arthropoda, Malacostraca, Decapoda, Penaeidae.